CACAGAGACGACCACCUGGUGGAGGCAGGUUAAGGCUUUUGUCGGAGGAGCAAGAGAGGGAACUUGUAAACAUGGUAAUUGCAAAUAAUGUAAUCCGCCUGCAAGAGAUUCAAAGGAGAGUGAUUGAGGAUGAUCAUCUUUUUCGAGGCAUAAAUGCCAUCAGCCUCUCCACAAUUGACCGCAUCCUCCGAAAGAAUCAAUUCCGGAUGAAACAGGCAUACCGAGUCCCUUUCGAACGAAACUCUGACAGAGUGAAAAACCAACGUGUGGAAUAUGUUCAGAGAAUCUUUGAGAUUGAAGGACGGCCUGUUCCCCAUGAAAUGAUCUUUGUGGAUGAGGCAGGUUUUAACCUGACCAAAAGAAGGAAAAGGGGGAGGAACAUAAUUGACCAUCGGGCUAUUGUAAAUGUCCCUGGUCAGCGUGGGGGGAAUGUCACUAUGUGCGCAGCCAUCAGCCAACGAGGGGUACUCCACCGCCAUGCCGUACUAGGACCCUAUAACACUAUGCUUCUCCUUGCUUUUCUUGAUGGUUUAAGACAACAUAUGUUCCAGCUGGACUACAGGGAACCAGCACAGCCAGAGCAGCCUCACUACGUUGUUGUGUGGGAUAACGUCAGCUUCCAUCGCGCUGCUCUGGUUCGUGACUGGUUUACCAAUAACCCAAGGUUUUCUAAUAUCUUUCUGCCUGCAUACUCCCCCUUUCUGAACCCGAUAGAGGAGUUAUUUUCGGCAUGGCGGUGGAAAGUGUAUGACCGAGAACCUUGUGUCCGUGUUCACCUCCUUCAGGCCAUGGAAGAGGCCUGCCUAGACAUAUCAGUAGAUGCAUGCCAGGGGUGGAUCAGGCAUGCAAGAGGAUUUUACCCCCGCUGCCUGGCUGGGGCCAAUAUAGCCUGUGAUGUGGAUGAGAUUCUCUGGCCUGACCCAGACCAAAGACAAGAUGCUGUGGUGGGAUAAUGUUUCUGGUGUGUGUUGUACUGUAUAGUACAUGAAUGACAAUGUGCCACUGUACAUACAUUGGUUGCGUCUUUUGUGUUUAUCAUGUGACAAGGGUUUUGAAGGGGAGAACCAUAAGCAACCUAAUUGUUUUGGAACUAUUGUUUUGAAUUAAUUGUACCAGUGUGCAAAACUCUGUUGUAGUGUGUGUGUUUUUGAGGGCUUGUGUUUGAUGUCUGAGGGCAAAGUUCGGUUUUUCAGCAGGAGUGAAUAGUUUUGGGUGUAGAGCUUCAUUUUGACCUGGAAAUAGGAUGUUUGGGGAAUUGAGUGAGAUGUUAUGGAUUUGUGUUUACUGUUGUGCGGAUAUGAGGCGUAGUUUCAAGAAAUGUGUUUUAGCAAUCGAGAAAAACUGUAAU
Oreochromis niloticus (Nile tilapia) is the source of this 1348-nucleotide messenger RNA. RefSeq lists its product as uncharacterized. The record is from RefSeq and is a predicted model, not a curated record. Bases 72 to 953 code for a protein of 293 amino acids. The transcript is spliced from 3 exons. NCBI's taxonomy places the organism in Eukaryota, Metazoa, Chordata, Actinopteri, Cichliformes, Cichlidae. Gene Ontology annotation, molecular function: nucleic acid binding.